Paramecium sonneborni is the source of this 1926-nucleotide messenger RNA. The record is from the annotation of a GenBank genome assembly. Lineage: Eukaryota; Ciliophora; Oligohymenophorea; Peniculida; Parameciidae.
AUGAUAAACUCUUUAUAGAAAACUUUAGAACAAAUCGAUAUAUUCGGAUAAACAAUUACAUUAAACAUGAAUAAGAAUGCUAAUUAUACAACAUCAUUUGGUGGCUGUUCAUCCGUUCUUAUAAUAUGCUUUCUAAGCAUACUUUUUUUUUCAAACAUAUCCGAUUUUUUUAACAGAGCAAAUGUAUUUUAUGAUUCAUAGACUACUUUUUCAAAUGACCCAAAUUAAUUGUAAAUGAAUGAUGAGAAUGCAAUGUUUGCAUUAUCUAUCGACCAAAACAAUUUUACAACUAACCCUUUUUUCAAUAUAUCAGUAGAAUAAAGGUAAGAAUAUAUUGAUUUAGAAUACAUACAAGAUCAUUAGAUGGAUCCUUAAAUAAAACAACAAUUUAAAUACCCCUUUAACCUUGCAUUUUAGAUCGAUUUAACUAAGUUGUAUAAAAUUCAGGAAUUGAUCUUGAUUUUAAUAAUGAAUACCAUUAUUUAGGAAUGAAUAAUUGGUUAUGCCCGGCGUAAACAAAAUUUAAUAAAUAGUCAAAAUUAUUCAUUUUAGUUAGAAGGUACAUAUUCAAGUGAAAUAUUCAAAUUUAUCAAGAUUGUAGUAACAGAAUGUUAGAAUAAUUCAAAUUCCUCUCAUUGGAAUCCAUAAUGUGCAAAUGAAUAGGAGAAAAAUGAUUAUUUGAAAAAAGAAGGUUAGUUUAAAUUAUAAUUCUUCUAAAUAAACACUAUGAUUAAUCCAUAAUAACCAAAAGACUAUAAAACUAUGUAUUUAGAUAGUGAUAUGUAUUUUUCUUUUAUACCUUAAAAAUUAGCAAGAUUAGCUAAUAUUUAUUAUAGAUAAUAUAUUGUAAAUAAUGAUGAGAGUUUACUAAAUUACAAGUAUUGAUAUUUAUUUUAUAUUUAUAGAUAAAUAAAUAAAGAAGAGUUGAUAAUAAGAAGAGCAGAAGAUUUUAGAGAUUUAACUGAACUUGGAAGAGAUACAGAUAAUAAUUUUGCGACAUUAUAUUUAAGAAGAAGUCCCUUUACUGAAUCUAUUAAUAGAAGUUAUUUAAAAUUUGGAAAUCUCUUAUCUUAUCUUGGAGGAUUUAUGUAAAUAUCAAAAUUAAUAUUUGGUUUCUUCAUCGCCUUUUAUAAUAGAACAUCUAUGUUGAUUGAAUUAUCUAAUAAGCUUUAUGAUUUUAAAGAAGUUACAAAUAAAACCUUUUUGAGAAAAAUUGCAAAAACAAACUAAAGAGGAUCUCUUCCAGAAGAAUUAAGUAUAUUAAGCAAAAAACUUUAAAAUUUAUAGACUGCUGAUUUAAAUAAGGCAGAGUGGAAAUAGUUUAUUGAUAAAUUAAUGGAAAGAUCAUAACCAAUAAAGUUAAAUAUUAAAAUAUUGAUUAAUCAAAUGAGCUGCGGAUACUUUUUUAAUAAUGAUAAUUCUGAAUUUUUUAAUAAAGCUAUGUAAAUUUAAUUUAUUAUAUCAAAGGUUAAAAAUUAAUAGUGAACUGGAUUUACAUAAUAUUCUACAUUAAUUAUAAGAAAUAACAAAAUUAAAGUCUGUAUUAUUAUAAAAGCCACAAAUAAUUUUAUUCAAUUUUAGUCCAAAGCCUGUCAUUACUUUAGGAUAUGAUCACACUGUUCCAACAAGAUUAGAAGUGGCAGAUGAUUUAAAUAAAUAAUCAUAUAUUAAAGCAAAUGCUUAUCAAUUAAAUGAAGAUCUUUUUACAUCUCUUUAAGAGGUACAUAAAGUAAUUAAUUUUAGGCAUAUAAGAUAGUGACAGAAGAAAUGGAAGAUAGUAAUAAUAUAAAUCCUUGUUAAAAAAGCAUUAAUUUUAAAUUGACUAAAUAAAUAGAUUCAGAGUUAGGAAAACUUCUUAAAAAUGCAAAGAUGAGUUUUUAUAAGAUAUUUGAAACUCAUAAUAAUGAAAUUUAAGUAAAUUCAUGA